Molecule: messenger RNA, 901 nt
Organism: Manihot esculenta (cassava)
Lineage: Eukaryota; Viridiplantae; Streptophyta; Magnoliopsida; Malpighiales; Euphorbiaceae
Product: TRAF-type zinc finger domain-containing protein 1
Exons: 5
Coding region: 197-724 (175 amino acids)
Source: RefSeq, a predicted model, not a curated record
UAGAAUAUAACUCAAACAUCAUGCCUUGCCUCUCUUGAAAACAUUUGCCAAGACGAAGCUAAGAAUCUAAAACCAAUCCUUUCAAGAUAUUAAAAAGCAAAUACUUAAGACGACGAUUAUAUUUUUCCUGAUUUCUUUCCUUCAAACGCUCUACAAACCCUCAGGUGGAUGAAUCCUGCUGUUUCUUUAACCAACUAUGGCGAUUCCUUCUGUACAAUCCACAACAACAUGCACGAACUGUGAUAAAACAAUCCCAUUACCAAAUAUCAAUCUGCAUAUCGCACAUUGCACCCGUAACUUAGAAAGAUGCAAGUCUUGUGGAGAAAUGAUUCCUGUUAGGCACGCCGAGAGACAUUACUCGAUCAGACAUGUUCCGGUGGCUUGUAAACUAUGUAAUAAGACAGUUGAGCGAGCAAAUUUGGCUCUGCACAAAUGUCAAAGCUGUCCGCUGAGAAUUGUCAGCUGCGAAUAUUGCAACUUCCGGUUACCUGCAGUAGAGCUCUUUGAGCACCACGAAAUUUGUCGGAAUCAAAGGCUGAGUUAUCAUCGUUGCCGCCCCCGCAGGGAAAAUCGUGCACAAGGGGCUCCAAGAAGGUGGUCGGAGAAAUCUUGGCCGCCAAAGCAAUUUCUUGUAACAGUUGCUAUAACCGGAGCUGCUAUUUUUCUGAACUCGGUUUUCUUUCAAAGGAAGGAUGAUAAAGGAAAAUCGAUACACUACAUUUGAGAAGAUUAUGAUCCUUUCUUUACUAUGAAGGAAUUGUAAACAAUGUCAUCCACACGCUCAUCUCAUCUAUAAAUUUGAAUGUUUCUAUUCUUACAACUGUAAACAUGGUAUGAAUAUGUAAGAGAAAUUUGAAACAACAGUUAAAAUGUUCCAUUAUUUUAAUUUUUUUUUAUACAU